GUUUAUUUACAAAUAAUAAAAAUGCUGCGACCCUCGUUUACAGUAUUAUUUUCCGGUGCAUUUAUCGGCUAUAUUAUUUACUCGAUUUACGGCAUAUCAUUAUUAUUUACACCACCAUCAUGUGAACCUGGGAAAACCUGCAUCAAAUCAUUUUUAAAUGCCGAUCCUCAGUUACAACUUUAUCUUUUUACUUCUCCAUCAAGUAAACCUCUGUCCAACGAUGCUUCACUUGUUCAUUCGAUGUUGAAUUUUGAUUAUACUAUUCCUCAUACAAUGCCGCUGAGUUUAGAAAUUCCAGUAAAGACUCGGAAUAACGGUACCUUAUUUCUCCAUGUAAUAAUUGUACCAAAAUCGAAAAUUCGUGGAAAUUCAUUCAUUGAAUUGCUCAAGGAUCCGCAUGCAGUGUAUACGCGUAUAAAAAUGACACAAUUUGCGAUCCCACAAGCAGAAACUUUUAAUUUGCUUGGUGACAAAAAAUCACCCGACGCUUCAAAAAUAAAAAAUAAUAAAAUAAAGACUGUUUCUCAUUUACGUACGCGUAUUACUUUUACAUUAGUGACUGAUACGCCAGAACUGCCCGUUAAAAAUAUACCAGCAGAACUUGUGCCAAAUAUAAGAUUAAUUGGAAAUAAUAUGUUUCUUCCAAUAAUUAAUUAUGACUUUUUACAAACACGCUACAAAGAUCUUGAAACAAUUGUUGGUGACAGACGUUUCAUGAAUGUGACAGUAAUGUACACACCGAUAUCAAUGGGAAAAUUAAGAUUGAUAUUACAUGUUAAAACAGCUAUGGAAGGUUUGAAAAAUUUAGGAUUCUCAGAAAAAGAUGUUGAUGAAAUACCAACUUUCUGGCGGAGUAAAGGGAGCUUUGAAGGCCUCAGUGUUUCUACAAUAGUAUGGCGAGCGUUUAGUCAAGCGAUUAUAUUUUUCUAUCUGCUUGACGAAGGAUCGUCUUUAUUGGUACUGAUUCCCGCAGGAAUCGGAACUUUGAUCGAGCUCUGGAAAACUAAAAAAGUACUGCGAUUAGAAAUAGUUAGAUCUGGUGGAAUAAUUCCGAAAUUGAGACUGCAAAAAGAUGGCAAAAGUCAUGAAGAAGAAUCAAAGACACGCCAAUUUGAUGCUGAGAGCAUGAGAUAUUUAACUUAUUUACUUUACCCUCUUGUUAUUUCCGGUGCUAUUUAUUCACUGAUUUACCAACCACAUAAGAGUUGGUAUUCGUGGAGUAUUAAUUCCCUAGUGAAUGGUGUGUACGCAUUCGGAUUUCUUUUUAUGCUUCCUCAAUUAUUUGUCAACUACAAGCUCAAAUCAGUUGCUCAUUUACCAUGGCGAGCCUUUAUGUACAAAGCAUUCAAUACAUUUAUUGACGAUGUAUUCGCAUUUAUAAUAACAAUGCCAGUUGCUCACAGAGUUGCUUGCUUCCGAGAUGAUAUUAUUUUCCUCAUUUAUUUAUAUCAAAGAUGGUUGUACCCAGUUGACAAGAACCGUCGAGACACUGUGACUAUAUCCGAAGACUUGAAUCCAUCGGUUGUUGAAAAUAAAUCCGUGGAUAAGAAAAAUAAUUGA
Molecule: messenger RNA, 1560 nt
Organism: Cotesia congregata
Lineage: Eukaryota; Metazoa; Arthropoda; Insecta; Hymenoptera; Braconidae
Source: the annotation of a GenBank genome assembly